Molecule: messenger RNA, 1198 nt
Organism: Aspergillus aculeatus ATCC 16872
Lineage: Eukaryota; Fungi; Ascomycota; Eurotiomycetes; Eurotiales; Aspergillaceae
Exons: 3
Coding region: 374-1198 (274 amino acids)
Biological process (GO): regulation of DNA-templated transcription
Cellular component (GO): histone deacetylase complex
Molecular function (GO): protein binding; transcription coregulator activity
Source: RefSeq, a predicted model, not a curated record
AUUACUCUCAUGACACCCUUACAGAGUCCGGUGCUUUGGAAGGCCUGGCUGCCAAUACACAUAGAGGACGCUGCGCUGCACAUUCCAAACUGAUCUCCUCACGUCAGGAUAUUCGGCAAUAUUACCCAAUGCGGCCGCGAUGAUGUCGCGCUCCAAGUAUUCUGCCGCGUCUGGCCGCCCUUUCGCCGGCCGAAGCAAAAGUUCAAUCAGACAAGUUCUUGGACAAUGCAGCCUCUUUACUGUUCCCAGCUCAUUCAAAUCAACGCUAGUGCUCGAAUGAUAGAUCGUCCUCCGCUUGCUCUCAGGGAUACCACGUAUCUCAAUCUCUGAUCACUCGCGUCAGUCAUUGCGCAAAUUUCUGUCCUCGUGCCCCAUGGCUCCCCCGCGUCAACGGACGGCGGCCGUCCAGGACGACUCUCGAUCGGAAGGCUCCAGUACUACCAGAGAACACAAGACUACGAGUGUCAAGUCCCGGAAAGGUGCGAACGGAUCUCUGGUAACAUCUGUCACCAGCCGAGAAGUCAAAGUCUCAGGAAACCUCGCCAAUGUAACCAGUGCCCCCGCUGGGGGAAACGCUGCAGAUGUGCCAAAGAUUCCCUGGAACGAGAUGCCCCUUAGCCUCCUCCACUCGUACCGACACGCCUACAAACUUUCAUCCCCCAGUGCCUUUCCCAGCGAAUACUCUCACCUGCUCCUCUCCAGAGGCAUCGGCCUUCGAUCCCCGACAUCAAUCGCCGCCCAGCGCGCUCAUCUACAACGCCAAAAUGAAACGACGAACAGCACCUCCCAACCGUCGAGCAGCACCGCCAACGCCUCCACCAACGCUACGACUGCCACGAGAAAAGCCCUGCAAGGCAAUCCUCAGUCGGCCACCAAUGGUGACAGUGCCAAACAGAAAGACCGCCAAACCCAGAAGAAAGGGCCGAAUGAAAUUGACGGGAAGAGCGCUUUGCACCACAUCAUCGGUCAAGACCGAGUAAGCAAGAACCAACUCGCCUUGUCGGUCCGCAAACACUUCAAUAGUGCUGGGCUUGCAGAGCAGGAGGCCAUUGCUCGGUUUCUGUACAAAAUCGGCAUGCCGGUUCUCGCGCCAUACUCUUCCCUUCAUUCUGCAAAUAGUGCGCUGCGAUUCGAAACGGCCGGUCAUGCCUGCGGCAUACAACAUACUGCUCGUCUGGGUGCUUUCGCCUCGCUAUGA